Messenger RNA from Anopheles marshallii, 1437 nucleotides. RefSeq lists its product as uncharacterized. NCBI's taxonomy places the organism in Eukaryota, Metazoa, Arthropoda, Insecta, Diptera, Culicidae. The coding region runs from base 1 to 1437 and encodes 478 amino acids. The record is from RefSeq and is a predicted model, not a curated record. Gene Ontology annotation, molecular function: protein binding. The transcript has 2 exons.
AUGAGCACUUCCGGCAACGUUAAUCCUUUCCAAUGGUUGCCGACCGAGCUAAUAUACUGCAUUUUCGACUAUUUGGACUUGGACUCACUGAAAGCGUUUGGCCUAACCUGUCACCGCAUGGAAAGUAUCUUUUCGAACUAUAGCCGUUCUCGCUUUAUGUUGCUUAUCGGAGAUGAUUUAAACCUGCUUCCUGUGAGCCGUUCCCGCCCUCCGUACUUCAUGGCAGCCGCAGCGAGAAUGAUAAAGCAUUCAAAGCGCUACUUCCAGAAUUUGUAUCUUUCUGUGUAUAUGACGCGGAUCGACGGUGAUGUUGCGAGUAUGAAUUGUGUGCUCAAUAAGGUGUUAGAACCCGAGUGGUUGCAACAGUUGGUCGUACUGAAACUCGCAAUGGGCAACGGUUCAGAUUGGUACGCGCGACAGUUAACAGCUGCGGUGACUAAAAUGGAUCGUCUGCAGGAACUACAAUUUAUUCAAUCUCAUUUUGUAACAGAGAUGAGCCUAUCUGAGGUAUUGAACAUAGAAAGUAACACUGUUCAGCGGAUGGUUCUAGAAACAUUGGUGCCAAGAGCGAUUAACUGUCCAAAGCUUCGCAAGCUUGACGUCGCAGCUCAUCUUGAUGCACAGGUGCAUUUUGGCAAACAGUAUGCCCAGUACGGUGACACAGAACCGUUUUGGAAGCUGAAGCAGUUGGAGGAAUUCACAAUUAUCAAGCCAAUUGUGCCCUGCUCUUAUACCCAACAUCGUCCGGGGUACGAGUUCAUAUUCUAUAAACAUUUGACGCAGUUGAAAAAGCUUCACAUAUACGAAACCGCCGUAUCGGAAAAGAUCCUUCAGUGUAUAUGUGAAUCAUGCGUGCAACUAGAGGAUCUAUUUAUUUAUACAUUGCAGGCAAUCGACUCGGAUUCCUUAAGAUACCUAUCAAACCUGCAGCAUUUGCGACGGUUGGCGAUUUGGUUCACCAUGACACCACAACCAGUUUCGUUCGCUUCCGUUAAGCUUCCCAAGCUAGAGCAGCUUACGUUAGGCAAUUUGGAAGUAGUAUGGAAAUCAUUAAACAAGUUUCAAUCGAUCAAAUCACUCAAUAUAACACCUACUACAGACGAUGAAUUAUACAACGCUAUAGCCACCGCCAGACGCAUGAUAAAGCUUCAAUUUUUGUGGCUAGAUUUCCGUUGCAUUGGAAAUCCAAUAUCAACUCUUCCAGUCCUGAAAGAACUAUCACAAUUGAAGACGCUUAUCCUGGAGAAUCUGGAUGUGCGAUUGAUAAAUCCAACCUACAUGCUACCAUUGCCUCAACUAACUCGUCUAGUGCUGCCCAAAUGUCCAGGGAAUCAAGAUUUACUGCUUGAUGCUAGGCUGUUUCCUAACGUAAAAAAGAUUGAGCUGAAAGUCCCGGAAUGUUUUUCAUGUGAUUUUAAACGUAGAUACUAUAAGUAA